Molecule: messenger RNA, 2475 nt
Organism: Zygotorulaspora mrakii
Lineage: Eukaryota; Fungi; Ascomycota; Saccharomycetes; Saccharomycetales; Saccharomycetaceae
Gene: VPH1
Product: H(+)-transporting V0 sector ATPase subunit a
Exons: 1
Coding region: 1-2475 (824 amino acids)
Biological process (GO): vacuolar acidification; proton transmembrane transport
Cellular component (GO): vacuolar proton-transporting V-type ATPase, V0 domain; vacuolar proton-transporting V-type ATPase complex; fungal-type vacuole membrane
Molecular function (GO): proton-transporting ATPase activity, rotational mechanism; ATPase binding
Source: RefSeq, a predicted model, not a curated record
AUGACUGAAGCAAAAGAGGCAAUCUUCCGUUCUGCGGAUAUGUCGUUGGUCCAGCUGUACAUUCCGCAGGAGAUUGCUAGAGAAACUGUUUAUACAAUUGGUCAAUUAGGCUUAGUACAGUUUCGCGAUUUGAAUUCAAAAGUUACCACUUUCCAGAGAAGUUUUGUGGAUGACAUUAAAAGAUUAGAUAAUGUUGAGAGACAGUAUCGCUACUUCUACAAGCUCUUGAAAAAGCACGGAAUUAAAUUUUUUGAGGAAGAUCUUUUCAAUGAGGAGGGCCACGUAAGUUUGGCGCCAAGUACUGCCGCCAUUGACGACUAUGUUCAAAGUUCCACAUAUCUCGAAGAAAGAUUGAUCCAGAUGGAGGAUGCAGCAGAGCAGUUGGAACAACAAAAAGCUGACUUAGAGCAGUACAGAUUUGUCCUAAAAUCAGCUGAGGAAUUUUUUGCGAAGGAUCCAAGUAAGGCCAGUGGUGGUGCGCCAUCUUAUAGCGAGAAUGAUGAAGAAGCAGGUGCUCAAGGCUUGCCCAACUCCGUCAGUUACGUCACAGGUGUUAUUUCCAGAGACAAAGUUGAAGUUUUAGAACAAAUCCUUUGGAGAGUUUUGAGAGGUAAUUUGUAUUUCAGACAUGCUGAAUUAUCAGAGCCUGUUUAUGAUCCUAACACAAAAGGAAAAGUUUCCAAAAAUGCAUUUAUCGUCUUCUCUCACGGUGACUUGAUUAUGAAAAGAAUUCAGAAAGUGGCGGAAUCACUUGAUGGAAACUUGUAUAAUGUUGAUGAAAACUCCGAGGCAAGAUCAAAUCAGCUGGCUAAAGUAAACCAAAGUCUUAAUGAUUUAUAUACUGUUUUGCAAACUACUACGACUACGUUGGAAAGCGAAUUGUAUGCAAUUGCAAAGGAGCUUGAUAAAUGGAUUCAAGAUAUUUCGCGCGAAAAAUCUGUAUUUGAGACUUUGAACAAGUUCAACUUUGAUGUCAACCAUAAAACUUUGAUCGCUGAAGGCUGGGUUCCCGAAGAUGAAUUAGUAAAUUUACAGGAUCAAUUGGGGAAAAUGACAUCUGAACUAGGUGUAGAUGUGCCAUCAAUUAUCGAGGUGAUGGAAACCAAUAGAACACCACCAACUUUCCAUAGAACAAACAAAUUGACCUCUGGUUUCCAAAAUAUUUGUGAUUGUUAUGGUAUUGCUCAAUACAAGGAAGUCAACGCAGGUUUACCCACGGUUGUCACAUUUCCCUUCAUGUUUGCAAUCAUGUUUGGUGAUUUAGGUCACGGUUUCAUAAUGUCUUUAGCGGCAGGGGCUAUUGUAUGGAAUGAGACCAAAAUUGGUAAGAUGAAAAGGGGUGAAAUGUUCGAUAUGAUAUAUGCUGGCAGAUACGUUGUUUUAUUAAUGGGUGUUUUUUCGAUGUAUACAGGCUUCCUUUACAAUGACGUCUUUUCAAGAUCUAUGACGUUUUUCAAAUCAGGAUGGGAAUGGCCAGAACAUUGGAAAGAGGGUGAAUCAAUUGUUGCAAGACAAGUAAGUGUUUAUCCAGUCGGUUUAGAUUGGUUCUGGCAUGGUGCUGAAAAUUCAUUGUUAUUUGCGAAUUCAUACAAGAUGAAGCUUUCAAUUUUAAUGGGUUUCAUCCAUAUGACUUAUUCAUACUUCUUCUCAUUAGCAAAUCAUAUCUUUUUCAAGUCAUGGAUUGACAUUGUUGCCAACUUCAUUCCUGGUUUGCUUUUCAUGCAAGGUAUAUUUGGAUAUCUGUCAGUUUGUAUUGUUUACAAAUGGUCAGUUGACUGGGUCAAGGAUGAUUUACCCGCUCCAAGUCUGCUGAACAUGUUGAUCAAUAUGUUUUUAGCGCCAGGUGUUGUUGACGAGGAACUGUACCCACAUCAAGCAAAAAUUCAAGUUUUUCUAGUGUUAAUGGCAUUGAUUUGCGUCCCAUGCUUGCUACUCAUUAAACCAUUACAUUAUAAGUUUACUCAGAAAGAACACCAACCACUGCCAACAGAUGAUGAAAUGGCCGUCGAGCAAUUGACAGGUGAAAACGGUGCAGAUUAUGACAACGAAGAAGAAAGCGGAGGCCACGAAGAUGGUGGUUUUGGCGAUGUGAUGAUCCACCAAGUUAUUCACACAAUUGAGUUCUGUUUGAACUGUGUUUCCCACACAGCCUCUUAUUUACGUCUGUGGGCCUUGUCUUUGGCGCAUGCGCAACUAUCGCAAGUGUUGUGGAGUAUGACCAUUGCUCUGGCCUUCGGUGUUCCGGGAAUCCUCGGUGUCACAAUGACCGUUUGUCUGUUCGCCAUGUGGUUCGUCCUUACAGUGGCCAUCCUGGUCGGCAUGGAAGGUACCUCUGCAAUGCUGCAUUCCCUACGUCUACAUUGGGUCGAAUCCAUGUCCAAGUUUUUUGUGGGUGAAGGUACCCUUUACGAGCCAUUCUUAUUCAUCUAUAAAGACCUAGAUGACGAAGCUAACCCAACUCCUGGUGCAGCUUAG